Molecule: messenger RNA, 2430 nt
Organism: Scleropages formosus (Asian bonytongue)
Lineage: Eukaryota; Metazoa; Chordata; Actinopteri; Osteoglossiformes; Osteoglossidae
Product: beta-galactosidase-1-like protein 2
Exons: 19
Coding region: 162-1970 (602 amino acids)
Biological process (GO): carbohydrate metabolic process
Molecular function (GO): beta-galactosidase activity
Source: RefSeq, a predicted model, not a curated record
CACUCUGAAGCCAGGUUUUGCGGCAAUUGACUUUAUUUAUCUUCAGAGUCCAUUCUCUGACCCUCUCCUACAGAGGCGGGUAUCGAUCGAACAUUAUACUGGUAACGCUACUCCGACGUCCGGCGGAGCUGCUCACAUACGAGUUUCCUGCGGCCAGAGAAAUGGAAAAAAGCGGAAUGAGCAGGAGAUGUGGGCUGAACGCUGACUCGUCCCAGUUCACUCUGGAUGGGAAGCCGAUCCGCAUCCUGGGGGGCUCCAUGCACUACUUCCGUGUGCCGAGGGCCUACUGGAAUGACCGCAUGCUGAAGAUGAAAGCCUGCGGGCUCAACACCAUCACCACGUAUGUGCCCUGGAAUCUGCAUGAACCGGAGAGAGGAGUCUUCAAUUUCCGAGGGCAGCUGGACCUCCUGACGUUCAUCAAUGAGGCAGCGCAGGUGGGACUCUGGGUGAUCCUGCGUCCGGGACCCUACAUCUGUGCUGAGUGGGACCUAGGAGGCCUGCCCAGCUGGCUUCUGCGUGACCGAAACAUGACGCUGAGAACAACCUACGCAGGUUUCACAGAGGCGGUGAACUCCUACUUCGAUGAACUCGUCCCCAGACUUGUACCAGUACAGUUCAGCAGGGGAGGUCCCAUAAUUGCUGUUCAAGUGGAGAAUGAAUAUGGAAGUUAUGCAAAGGAUGAUCAAUAUAUGUCUUUCAUAAAAAAUGCACUGGAGUCCAGGGGAAUUUGUGAACUUCUGUUAACUUCAGACAACCGAGAAGGCUUCCAGAGUGGAGGUGUUAAUGGAGCUCUGAGAACCAUCAACUUUCAAAAACUUACAUCUGGAAUGAUAAAACAUCUGGAUCACCUGCAGCCCCAGAGGGCCAAACUGGUGAUGGAGUACUGGUCUGGGUGGUUUGAUGUCUGGGGAGAGGACCAUCAUACCUUCAGUGCUGAGGAUAUGGUUUCUGUGGUCAGGGAGGUUCUGAAACAGGGCAUGUCUAUCAAUAUUUACAUGUUCCAUGGUGGAACCAAUUUUGGAUUCAUGAAUGGAGCAGUGGACUAUGGGACCUAUAAACCACAGAUCACUAGCUAUGAUUAUGAUGCACCCCUGUCAGAAGCUGGGGACUACACCAAAAAGUACCAUCUUCUUAGAAGUUUGUUCAGUAGUUACCAAAUGUCAGGUGAAAACUUACCUGAGAUACCAGCUCUUCAGCCAAAGAAAGUAUAUGAAGCAGUUGCUAUUAACCAGCACUUGCCACUGUGGGAGACGCUGCAGUUCACAGAGCCUCACCAGUCUGAAAGUCCUGUCAAUAUGGAGAACCUCCCCAUAAACGACGGCAGCGGCCAGUCCUAUGGGUACACGCUGUACGAGACCACGAUCGCCACAGGAGGAACCCUCAACUCCAGGAACAAUGUCCGUGACAGAGCUCUGGUUUAUGCGGAUUCGCUUUUCAUUGGUGUCCUUGAUUAUAAGACCCAAAAGCUCACUGUGCCUAAUGGAAAGGGCGAUCAAAAGUUGCGUUUGCUUCUGGAAAACUGUGGAAGAGUGAAUUAUGGGAAAGCCUUGAACUAUCAGCGUAAAGGUUUGAUAGGUGAUAUUGUAUUGAACAAUGUCCCACUGAAAGACUUUACCCAUUACACUCUGGAUAUGAAGCCUGCAUUUAUAGAUAGACUGGGUGCUGUCUCCUGGGCACUGGACACAAGCAAACCCACCUUCCCAGGAUUCUUUCGGGGGAGCUUGUGGGUGGAAGGUUGCCCCGCUGACACCUUUGUCAAGCUGCCGGACUGGAGUAAAGGGGUUGUCUUCGUAAAUGGACAGAAUCUCGGACGCUACUGGCCCAUUGGACCCCAGAAAACUCUCUAUCUUCCAGGUCCUUGGCUCAAGAGUGGAACAAAUCAGGUCAUUGUGUUUGAAGAGCAGAAAGCUGGGGAUGAAAUCCAUUUCACUGACCUCCCCAACCUGGGAAAAAACGCUGAUGUAAACUGACACCCUUUUUGUUUCUUCACAUAAACUGUAAAUAAAUGGAAAUCAGUUUCCAUUGAUCCUAUUAAUAAUUCCUGUCUUGGAAUAUCUGUCUCUAGUUUUGGGGCCUUUAAUCUCUUUUGCACUUAUUGUUUGGUUGGUUUUGUUGCCUGCAUUGCUACACUUGUACUGUAAAUCAUAAAACUGCUUGGUUUAAUCUCUGCAGUAUGUUAGCCUGUCACUCCUGCCAAGUCAUAUUGGGUUUUCCUGGAAAGGCUUCAUAAUUUCUGGAAAUUAAUUUGAGGACUUUCCUGUAUUAUCUGUACAAACAUAGUGUCCAUGUGGCUUUUCAGUUUAGACUGGAGGUAAAACUUUUUUUUUUAUUUCUAUCUUCACCACAGGUACCAAAUAAAGUGCCAUCGGUGUUCCUGCAACAAUGUGUAAAACUAUGUACUGACUGUUUUAAAAUGUUAGAACAAUAUUG